This is a messenger RNA of Leishmania major strain Friedlin, 657 nucleotides long. RefSeq names its product alpha/beta-hydrolase-like protein. NCBI's taxonomy places the organism in Eukaryota, Euglenozoa, Kinetoplastea, Trypanosomatida, Trypanosomatidae. The transcript has a single exon. The record is from RefSeq and is a predicted model, not a curated record. The coding region runs from base 1 to 657 and encodes 218 amino acids.
AUGCCGUGGGCGACCACCCUCGACCUCAAGGCCACGCCGCCGCCGACGCUGUGCGUCACCGUUAGCAACACGACCGAUGUACUCAUCAUCGCCGACAUGCAGGUGGACUUCUUAACACCUGGCGGCUCUCUCCACGUAAAGGGAGGUGAAGCGCUGCUGGACGGCAUCAACGCCGUGUCCUCCCAGCUGCCGUUCCGCUACCAAGUUGCCACGCAGGACUGGCAUCCGGAAAACCAUUGUUCCUUCGUCACCCAUGGCGGGCCGUGGCCCCCGCACUGUGUGCAGGGCUCGUCGGGAGCGCAGCUGCACGCAGGGCUCCACACGCACCGCAUCAACGCCGUCCUACGCAAAGGCGCCACGCAGCAGGCGGACAGCUACUCCGCCUUCGUGGAUGACAACGGGGUGUCGACGGGCCUGGCCGGGCUGCUGCACUCGAUCGGCGCGCGCCGUGUUUUUGUGUGCGGGGUGGCCUACGAUUUCUGCGUCUUCUUCACCGCGAUGGACGCGCGGAAAAAUGGCUUCGGCGUCGUGCUGCUGGAAGACUUGACGGCCGCCGUGGACGACGCGGCGUGGUCGGCGCGAGCAGCGGAGCUGAAGGAGGCCGGUGUUGUGCUGCUGAGCAGUUCCGCACUCGUGGCGGAAGGCACAGAGACGUAA